Molecule: messenger RNA, 864 nt
Organism: Helianthus annuus (common sunflower)
Lineage: Eukaryota; Viridiplantae; Streptophyta; Magnoliopsida; Asterales; Asteraceae
Product: protein PFC0760c-like
Exons: 2
Coding region: 1-864 (287 amino acids)
Source: RefSeq, a predicted model, not a curated record
AUGAAAGAUAACGAAAAGGGUACUGAAAGUAGUGUGGCAGUUGUUGAAAGAUCAAUAGUUCCAUCUUUAGUGAUUGAAAACCCUGUUCCUAUGUCCUCUAUUUCUGGAGUCUUUGAUGUUGGUGCACUAAAUGGUCACGACAACGGUCCAACAUUUGAAGAACAUGUAUCUUUAGAGGAUCUUGCUGGUGAUUACAAUGAAGAUGAUGAAGAAGAGGAUGUUGAGGAAGAAGGUGAUGAUGAGGAUGAUGAUGAUGAGGAUGAUGAUGAAGAGGGUGAUCAUGAGGAAGAUGACGAUGAUGAGAAAGUUUUUUCUGCUAGCAGUCAUGGUUCUGAUAAUGACGAUGAUGAUGCUCAAGGUGGUAUGGGAAUUAAAGUAACUGAAGCUUCCAAUGAAAGAACUGUUGAUGAUUUGAUGAAUGAUUUUGUGAAUGAAGAGACAGGGGGAGCUGAAGGAAAGGGGGAGCAUGGUGAUGAUCAGAAUGUUGAUCAAGUUGAGAAGCUGAUUCUUCGAAUUGAACCCCAUGUUGAAGAAGGUGAAAUAAGGCAUACCUACACAUUGGAUGAAGUACUGAAAAUGUUCAAUGUGAAUGAAGAGGGUUUUAAGUUUGACUUUGAGGAAGAGCUCAAUGCUUUCGACAUCAACCAUCAGCGUAAUUAUGAAUACAAUUAUGUUAAAGAUGCUGAUAUGUAUGACAGAGUUGAAGUCGAAGAUUGUACUGAUGAUGAGAGUGAAAUAGAAGAUACUUCUCAGUUACCUACAUUGAUGGAGUUCUUUACUGAAGAAAAUCGGGAUGAACUUAGAAGAAAAGUUGCUGAAAUUCUUAAAGAAAAAAUUUUGAUGGCACCACAAAAGAUCCACUGA